Tremella mesenterica DSM 1558 is the source of this 2968-nucleotide messenger RNA. RefSeq lists its product as uncharacterized. Gene Ontology annotation, molecular function: ATP binding; DNA binding; DNA ligase (ATP) activity. The record is from RefSeq and is a predicted model, not a curated record. Bases 116 to 2950 code for a protein of 944 amino acids. Gene Ontology annotation, cellular component: nucleus; mitochondrion. The transcript is spliced from 14 exons. Gene Ontology annotation, biological process: DNA repair; lagging strand elongation; Okazaki fragment processing involved in mitotic DNA replication. NCBI's taxonomy places the organism in Eukaryota, Fungi, Basidiomycota, Tremellomycetes, Tremellales, Tremellaceae.
GAGUGUGAGACAGUGUAUAUAGUGUCGUCGAGGAUCUGAGUGUAAAUAUUGUGUAUAUAUUGUCUGAUGAUCACUGUGACUACCCCGUCAGAGCUGUACAAGUCACCCUCUCGUCAUGGAUGUCCCCUUUGAGAGUUUUGCCUUACUCAUUCAUCGACUUGGUCAUCCGCCUAAAGUAUCUAGUCGACCUACGGGAGAGAAAAUCACUUUGACACCUUCGAAAAUCUUUGCCUCCUGGCUGGCCCAUCUUCCAAGACCUUUUCCCCCCUACACGGGGAAACACCUGUUUCGACUUUUAUUCCCGCACGAGGGUUCCAGGAGGAGGUAUGGGAAUCGAGAACAUAUCCUCGCCAAGGAUCUAGAGAAGAUCCUCGGGGUGUCUGGUCUGACAAGAUGGGAUAGUGUACAAUGGGGUGAACAUGGCGGUUCUGGUUGUCUAGGGAAAGAAGUGGAAUUCGCUUGUAAGGAUCGUUCAUCAAGCUCAGAAGGAAGAUCUCAAAUCAGUAUACGAGAGGUUGAUCAAUUGCUCGAUCAACUAGCGGCUACUUCUUCCUUUUCACAACUUUCUCAACAACCUCUACCGUCCUCUCGUACGGAAGUUUUGACAAGACUUUUUCGAUAUUCUGGUCUCUCACCUUAUGCUAUGGCAGUCCUAACUCAAGUCAUACUACGUGAUCUUCGACCUUUACUUAAUCCAUUACCCAAGAUGUCCGUGCGCAAUCCCACCGCGAUGUUGAGGAUCAAAACUACCGCCGCUCCUGCUCAAUUAGAGUUGUUUGAUGCGAUGCGACAAUGGGAUCCUCGGAUGUUGGAAUUGUAUCGUUCCGGGAUUGGAAGUUUGGAUCGAUGUGCCGAUUUAGCGGAGAAGAGUCGUAAUGCUUCAGCAGGGGAUAUCGGAACUCCUGUGGGACCGAUGGUGGGAAUAAACGUCCAAAUCCCGAAAUGUCGGAAAGGACGAUCGAUUGAUGACGCCCUCAACGUCUUUUUCGACGAAAGGCGGGGUGUUGAGCGCCCUGGGGCAGUCUGGGCGGAGACGAAGUAUGACGGUUAUAGAAUGCAGAUCCAUGUGGAACUGAAUCUAAAUGGUGAACCUUGCAUCACCAUCUUCAGCAAGUCAAAACGAGAUAGCACUCAUGAUCGAAUCAAUACUCACAGUAUCCUGUGUGCAACUCUUGGCUUACACACCCCGGAUCAUCUGCCCGUACAUCCAACCUUGGCCGAGCGCAUGGAAGGCUUGCCGCUUGUGAAACCUUCCGUACGAAAAUCGGUCAUAUUGGAGGCAGAAGUAUUGCCGUACAACGAGGGACAGAGGGAAGGGGGACGAGGUCCUGGAUUGGAGGAAUUUUGGUGGCUAGGUGCAGCGGGUGUGACUGCAACGGACAAGAUUCAAGGCCGUGAUUGGAGAGACAGACGCAGACAUCUUUGUUUGGCUUUUUUCGACGUCUUAUCAAUCGACGGUGAGAGUUUGCUUAGAGAGUCGUAUGAUGUCAGAAGGAAAACACUGGAAAGGAUUGUUCGUCCCAUACCCGGCUUUGCAUUCGUGGCAGAACGAACUUUGAUAUCAAUGACUUUCGGUAGACGGAUGGCCUCGGCGGCUCUUGAAGUAGCUUUCAGGAAAUGCUGUGACGAUCACCAAGAGGGCCUCAUUCUCAAAGCCGCCGGAUCGACUUAUAUCGGUAUGCGCUGGCCAUGGGUCAAGCUCAAGAAAGAUUAUAUCCCUGAUCUCGGUGAUUGUAUCGACCUCGUCGUCCUCGGAGCUGGUUGGGAUUUAGAUCGUGCUAGAGAACUGAGAGUGGAUACUUCCGUCUUCACUACCUUCUACAUUGGUACUUUGACCGACUCGGAUAAAGUCAAGCGUCGAGAAGAGAUACCUCAUUUCGAAAUCCUUUUUCGUGCGUCUUACGGGCCCAACAGGGAUACGCUGGAGAUAUACAACGAAGCUAUUCGACAUGGGAGAUGGAAGACCAAGUCGUAUGAUAAGGAUGAUCGUCUCAAACGGGCAAGUCGUAUUUCCUACAUCAUUAGAUUACUCGGCCUAUCAUGGUCUUACACCCUUCCAAAUGGUAUUCCACCACCAUCGGUCUUAUUCGAACAACCUCUUUGUGCAGAGGUGAUGGGUGCCGGCUUCCAAAAGCUCCCAGGAGGGUUGUACGAACUCCGUUUUCCACGUCUUCAAAAGAUCUAUGAUUCUCGAGAUCGACCAUGGAUCGAUGCUCUCGACUCAAAGCAACUUAUUCGAACCGCCCAUGACGCUUUAGGCUAUGCGACCACUGUGGUAUCGCAAGAAGAUUCCCUGGAUCGAGCAUGGCGUUCAUCUUCUCAAUACGUGAUAGACAUUCCUGACUUCCCUACUCCAUCACCUCGAAAACUCCCUUUCUCUCCAACGAGAGCAUACUCCGUCCCUUCGAUAUACAAGACUUCUCCUCCCACUCCGAUUCGUUCCACUCCUGUUCCAUCGAGGAGCUCUCCUCUGAAAAGACCGUCGGAAGCGGCUGCACGACUUCAAGACAUCUUACGAACCCCCGAGAAACGAAAAGAGACAUGGGAACCACUUAGCAGUCAUGGGAAACGUUUGAGACUACUUUCACCACCGGCAUUGACUCGAAAGAAGAGGGUCAAGAGUCCAGACGAGGAGAUAGAGAGUUGGGAAAGUUUUCCGAAUAGGGACAAGAGAGCAAGACCGUUGAUUCGGGAUUUCCCAUUGCCUGAUCCUCCACGAGCGGAGGACUCGGUUUCUGAAUUCCCUACUGGACUCAGUCAACUCUUGCCGUCUGAGAGCGGAUUGGGACUCCGUAUGACAACUCUUCAACCUGAAUCGUUAAGAAAUGAGCGGGUGAGGUCGGGGAAGGAGAAGGAGAAGAUGGGGAGGACUUUGGCACAUUUGGCCUUGAGGCCAUUGUCGAUUCGAUCUCGAUUACGAAUGGCUAUGACGGUGACGACGAAGGGGUGAUGCAUUGAUACACUGUUU